AUGUCUUAUCUUUUCCGCAUGAUCCUUCUCCUCCUGGUCCUCCUAGCAAACCCUUUGAAUGUUCACUCCAGAAUCCUAAGAUCAUCAAGCGAUAGUAAUGUUCACUCACAACCAAGCUUUGAUUCCAUUGAUAAUCAGAAAUCAAAACUAGAUGUUGAAGCAGUUGCUGGAGCUAGAAGGUAUCUAAAGGAAUUUGGAUACCUACAAGAACAAGACCAUGCUGAUUUUGAGGGAGCAAUCAAGAAGUUUCAAAAAUACUACAAUCUAGAAGUCUCUGGAAAACUUGAUUCGCAAACCAAAAAGUUUAUGUCAAUGCCAAGGUGUGGUAUCCCUGAUGAUCACCAUCACCAUCACCAUCACCGUCACCUUCACCGCCACCGCCAUCACGGUGGUUUCUCUAAUAACCUACUGAAGGUUACAUCAAAGUAUGCAUUCAUUAAAGAUGCCCCUUCAUGGCCUAAUAAAAAGAGAAACCUCACCUACAGUUUUGACCCAUCAGAAACGUCAGGUGUUUCGGUUGUGCCACAAGAGACUGUGAGAGAAGCCUUCAAACUAGCAUUUUCAAAAUGGUCACAGGUUUCACCCUUCACAUUCAAGGAGACUCGAGGAUACUCCGACAUCACGAUCGGUUUCUACAGGGGCGAGCACGGCGAUGGCGUGACCUUCAACAACACCAUUGUUGCCCACGCUUAUCCGCCAAUUGAUGGAAGGCUCCAUGUUAAUGCAGAUAAGGGUUGGAGCAUUAAGGAUCCAAUACAAGAAGAUAAGAAUAUUCAUACUGGUGACACAUAUGAUUUGGUUUGGGUUGCAAUGCAUGAAAUAGGGCACAUUCUUGGACUUAACCACAGUAACGAUGAAGAUGCUAUCAUGUAUCCGUUGAUUGCUCCUCUUAAAAACAAGAGAACGUUUGUUGUUGAUGAUGUUACUGGAAUUCAGCGAUUGUACUCAUUAGGAGUUCAAGGGAAUUUUCAUUAUCCAAGUGCUACGGGAUUUAGAUUGCAAUGUUAUCAUCUCUUGAUUGUUGCUAUUGUUUGCUUAUGGGUUAUGUUUAUAUUUUCGGCUGUGAUGUUUUCGGUGUUCUUAGAUUAA
Arachis stenosperma is the source of this 1089-nucleotide messenger RNA. Its product is annotated as metalloendoproteinase 2-MMP-like. Gene Ontology annotation, biological process: proteolysis; collagen catabolic process; extracellular matrix organization. The transcript is spliced from 2 exons. The record is from RefSeq and is a predicted model, not a curated record. Gene Ontology annotation, cellular component: extracellular matrix. NCBI's taxonomy places the organism in Eukaryota, Viridiplantae, Streptophyta, Magnoliopsida, Fabales, Fabaceae. The coding region runs from base 1 to 1089 and encodes 362 amino acids. Gene Ontology annotation, molecular function: metalloendopeptidase activity; zinc ion binding.